Phaeodactylum tricornutum CCAP 1055/1 is the source of this 744-nucleotide messenger RNA. RefSeq lists its product with no specific name. The coding region runs from base 1 to 744 and encodes 247 amino acids. The record is from RefSeq and is a predicted model, not a curated record. The transcript has a single exon. Lineage: Eukaryota; Bacillariophyta; Bacillariophyceae; Surirellales; Neidiaceae. Gene Ontology annotation, molecular function: protein binding.
AUGAAUGGACACAACGAUAAACUCUUUCAGGCAUCUGUUGCUCUCAACAACAUGGGGAUCGUUUUGAUGGAGCGGGGAUUAUACGAUAAAGCUGUCUCUACGUUGAAAGAAGCCGUCGAAGUCCUAAAGAUCGUGUUUAUAAACGAUCGAGAACCAGACGGUUGUCGAAGUAUUCCGUUGCUUCUUCACAACGCCUUUCUCCGCAUGGCGAUGCCCGCCAUGGUCCUCGGUCAAGAGCCCUAUCGUGCUUCGGUGGAGCUCAUCGCGCACGACGAGCAAGACUUCGAAUCGAUUCAACGAAUCCUCCUAACCAACAGCAAUCGCUCGUUUUUCCCUCUUCGUAUGGAGAGCAUCGAAAGGAAUGCCAUCCUGAGUAAGCAAACCUGGGGAGCAUCCAUCGUCAUUUACAACAUGGCCGUGGCCAAGGUACUGAUCGCGCGUAGUUCCAAAAACCCUCGCAAAAUCGAAUCCUUCAACCGGUGUGCGUUGAGGCUGUUCGUAAUGAGUCGCAAAAUUGUGCACGAAUACUCCGAGCAGUGUGAACAAGAAAGGGAUUAUGCCCGAUUGCAACAGUUGCACUUGGUGUCGUGUCUCAGUAUGAAACAGGAACUCGAUCUCCUGUUCCGGUUAGGGCAGCUGUCCAAGGCUCAAGAAACGUACGACUCAUUGCUGCACGUUAUCGCCGCUAUGGAAGACAUGGGCAAUCUACUCUACGGCGGCAAGUGUUCCGCUGCGGCAGCGUAG